AUGGGUGCCACUCGCGCUGAGAAGGAGGUCUACUUCACCAAGCUCCGUGCUCUCAUUGAGAAGUACCCCUCGGUCUUCAUUGUCAACAUUGACAACGUCUCGUCGCAGCAGUGCCACAUGGUCCGCUCGUCGCUCCGCGGCAAGGGUGUGGUGCUCAUGGGCAAGAACACCAUGGUUCGCCGUGCUCUCCGCACCAUCCUCCCCGAGUUCCCCCAGUUCGAGAAGAUCCUCCCCUUCGUCAAGGGCAACAUCGGCUUCAUCUUCACCGACUCUGACCUCAAGGAGGUUCGCGAGAUCGUUGUCUCGAACGUCGUCGCCGCCCCCGCCCGUGCCGGUGCCAUUGCCCCCUCGGACGUCUACGUCCCCGGCGGUAACACCGGUAUGGAGCCCGGAAAGACCUCGUUCUUCCAGGCCCUCGGUAUCCCCACCAAGAUUGCCCGUGGUACCAUUGAGAUCGUCUCGGACGUCCAGGUCGUCACCGCCGGCUCCAAGGUCGGCCAGUCGGAGGCUACCCUCCUUAACAUGCUCAACAUCUCGCCGUUCACCUACGGUAUGACUGUUGUCCAGGUUUACGACAACGGCGCCGUCUUCCCCUCGUCGGUUCUCGACAUUGAGGAGCAGACCCUCCUUGACCAGUUCUCGGCUGGCAUCAAGACCAUUGCCGCCAUCUCGCUCGCCAUUGGUGUCCCCACCAUCGCCUCGGUCGCCCACUCGCUUGUCAACUCGUACAAGAACAUCCUCGCCAUCUCGAUCGCCACCGAGUUCGAGUUUGAGGCUUCGCAGAAGAUCAAGGAGAUGCUCGCCAACCCCGAGGCCUUCGCCGCCGCCGCUGCCCCCGCCGCCGCUGAGGCUUCGUCGUCGUCGGCCCCCGCCGCCGAGGAGAAGGUCGAGGACAAGGAGGAGUCGGACGACGACAUGGGCUUCGGUCUCUUCGACUAA
Apiotrichum porosum is the source of this 939-nucleotide messenger RNA. RefSeq names its product ribosomal protein P0 (A0) (L10E) (gene RPP0). Gene Ontology annotation, biological process: ribosome biogenesis; cytoplasmic translation; ribosomal large subunit assembly. Lineage: Eukaryota; Fungi; Basidiomycota; Tremellomycetes; Trichosporonales; Trichosporonaceae. The transcript is spliced from 2 exons. The record is from RefSeq and is a predicted model, not a curated record. Gene Ontology annotation, molecular function: large ribosomal subunit rRNA binding; structural constituent of ribosome. Gene Ontology annotation, cellular component: cytosolic large ribosomal subunit. Bases 1 to 939 code for a protein of 312 amino acids.